Molecule: messenger RNA, 351 nt
Organism: Neltuma alba
Lineage: Eukaryota; Viridiplantae; Streptophyta; Magnoliopsida; Fabales; Fabaceae
Exons: 1
Coding region: 1-351 (116 amino acids)
Biological process (GO): cytokinin biosynthetic process
Source: RefSeq, a predicted model, not a curated record
AUGGCGUCUUUUGAACAAAUCUUGGGUGUAGAAGGAUGUAGCAGCAGCGAAUCUGGUUGGACUAUGUACAUUUCUUCAUCCACGCAAGGCGAUGGUGCUGGAAACAUCGAAGAGAAUGAUGAAUAUGAUGGAGGAAUCAAUGGUGGAAUGGGAAGACACAAGCGUGAAACCAAAGUUGAUAUGGAAGAAAGUGAUGACUCAACGGUUUCAGACGCUUCAUCUGCUCCACUUCAUUAUCACUGCACAAGAGUCUACAGAAAAGAUAGAAAAGACGGUGGAAGAAAAUAUUCUUCCCGGAAGGAUGCGAACAAACCGGAGAAGAAACGCGUCGACACCAGAAGAAACAAAUAA